AUGGCCUUCGCUUCCCGUCUUCUAUCCAAAUCCAAACAGUUGCCUGCUGGUCAGAGCCUUUUGCAGCGGGAGCAUGCUGUUCCAGUCCGUUUCUUCGCCAAAGAAGCUCCUCGCCAAGCUCUUAAGGGAGAUGAGAUGCUGAAGAACAUUUUCUUGGAAGUUAAGAACAAGUUUGAGACAGCAAUGGGAAUACUCAAGAAGGAAAAGAUCACCAUUGAUCCUGAUGAUCCAGCUGCUGUAGCACAGUAUGCAAAGGUCAUGAAGACUGUUAGAGAAAAGGCAGACUUGUUCUCAGAAUCUCAAAGAAUUAAAUACACCAUUCAAACACGAACACAAGAUAUUCCAGAUGCCCGCACAUAUCUGUUGACAUUAAAGGAGAUCCGAAUCAAGAGAGGCCUCACUGAUGAACUUGGUGCAGAGGCUAUGAUGAUGGAUGCACUGGAAAAGGUUGAAAAAGAAAUCAAGAAACCACUCUUGAGGAAUGACAAGAAGGCAAUGGCUCUUCUUAUGGCAGAGUUUGAUAAAAUCAAUAAAAAACUUGGAAUACAGAGGGAAGAUCUGCCAAAGUAUGAAGAACAGUUGGAACUUAAAAUCUCUAAAGCACAACUGGAGGAGUUGAAGAAGGAUGCUGUUGAGGCAAUGGAAACUCAAAAGAAACGUGAGGAAUUCAAGGAUGAGGAGGCGGUGGAUGUGAAGUCACUGGACAUACGAAACUUCAUCUGA
Messenger RNA from Ilex paraguariensis (yerba mate), 723 nucleotides. The record is from the annotation of a GenBank genome assembly. NCBI's taxonomy places the organism in Eukaryota, Viridiplantae, Streptophyta, Magnoliopsida, Aquifoliales, Aquifoliaceae.